Messenger RNA from Physcomitrium patens, 2683 nucleotides. RefSeq lists its product as uncharacterized. NCBI's taxonomy places the organism in Eukaryota, Viridiplantae, Streptophyta, Bryopsida, Funariales, Funariaceae. The record is from RefSeq and is a predicted model, not a curated record.
UUGCGUUGUUUAGCGUUGGAGAUGGUGUACUAUGCAUUCUUUCAUUCAUUCAUUCGCGUUCGCUCACUUUGCUUUGAUGUUGUGGGUUGUUGUUUGUUAGUUUUGUUUUUCAGUGCUCCUCCUCCUCGACUUGCUGUUUGCUUGGAUCAGCCUUGGGUUUUGGCUCAGGGGGAGCUGUUCUUCUGCCUCGCUCGUGGACUCUGCCAUAGUCUCCUCUGACAACACUACUGCUCAGCUCUGCAUUCUUGUGCUUCAGAGAGAUGCAGGGCGAUGGGUCUCAAGCUGUAGCGACUGCUACCCCUGCUGCUGAGAUUACUGAGCAUGAAGUAGGUACCGAGUUGCGUGAUGGGUCGUCAGUCCAAGCGGCAGCGACUGUGCCUGAACUGCCACCACCACCCAGCAAGGUUAGUGGCGUACCAGAGGAUGAAUCACAAGAUGCAGUACCCAGCAGUCAGUCUCCUGCACAUGCUAUUCCUGUGGUCAAAGGUCAUCUAGCAAAACAAAUAAGCAAUAACGAGUUUGUGGAUGCACCUACCGAUUUAGAAAUGGCUGCGACGGUUAAUGGUCCUACCAAUGGUAAAGACGCUGAGCUUCCCAGGGUUGAUAACCAACAAGAAGAACAUAGAGGCCCCACGGAGUUUGUGGAUGCAUCCUCUGUUUUAGAGACCCCGACCGCCAUCGAUGGACCUGCAAAUGAUAAAAAGGUUGAGCAUUCCAAUUUUGAGAGCCAGCAAGAAGGACAGGUGAACACUCCAGAGCUUGUGAAUGCACUCACUGUCUCAGAGACUCCGGCCGCCGUUGAUGGACCUGCAAAUGUUAAAGAGGUUGAGCUUCCCAAUGCUGAGAGCCAGCAAGGAGGACAGUCAUCUACUGCGGAGCUUGUGGAUGCACCGUCUGUUUCAGAGGCCCCUACUGCCGUCUUCGUAUCUGCUAGCGAGAAAGAUGUUGAGCUUUCGAUUACUAAAAGCCAGCAAGGACAGGUGAACACUCCUGAGCUUGUCAAUUCACCCACUGUUGUGGAGACGUUGGCCUCAGUUAGUGAACCUGUCAAAGACAAGGAAACUGAGAACGUGACUACACCUGUUGAAACAACUGAUGAACCUGCCGAAUACAAGGAGACUGAGUUGGCUACGCCUGUUGGAAACCCAGAACCUGAAGAGAGCCCUCCACUAAAACCUGUUGCUGGUUCAGCUGUCUUUAGCGAGGAGCAGGACCAGGAUGCACUUACAACGGAGGUAGUUCAGAAGUCCCUAGAAUCAUCUAGUUCAACUAAGGAAAUGACUUCCAGUGUUGGCGAAACGUCUCAAGCUCACAAUCCGAGUCAACCAGAGGUACCUGCAUUGACGAAGACUGUUGCCGAGGUAAUAGCAGCCCCUAUCCUUGCCACUGAAGGUAACUCUGAGAUUUAUGAAUCAUCACAAGUUAAGUCAGAUGAAGAAGCAAUUACUAAGUUGAAUGAAGAUGUAGUCGCUCUUCAAAAGGAGGAUUUUACAAGGAAAAGUUUACCGGAACCCAGUGUUGUUCCUGCAAACGGUUCACUGGACGCCGUUCUGAAGAAUGCAGAUGAUGCCAAACCCACACUUGAAGACUCCAACCAAGGUGUUGUAGGUACUCAGAUUACAGAGGAGUCUGCAAAAGAGAUUGUCGAAAAGCAAGAGACAGUAGCUGGAAAGGUGGAUGAACUGAAAGUUCUUGAAGAGAUGAGAGCUAAAAUUGCCGAGGUGGAUCCAAAAUCGAAGGACACAGACGAAGCUACGCUGAGAAGGUUUUUGAGGGCUCGAUCAUGGAAACUUUCGAAAGCAGUCAAAAUGUUUGUGGAUCAUCAAAAGUGGCGGCGUUCAUUUUUGCCGCUAGGUUAUAUUCCACAAGAAGAGAUUAAGAACGAGCUAGAUGCUGAGAAAGUGUUUCUACAGGGGAGUGACAUCAAAGGUCGACCUAUAGUUGUCCUUAUGGCAGCCAAACAUGAGGCCAGCAAACGCAACUUUGAUGAAUUUAAACGUUUUUGUGUGUUCAGCUUCGACACAUUGGUGGGCAGCAUGAAACCUGGGAAUGAGACCUUCACUGUCAUUCUCGACCUGAAGGGUUUGGCCUUUAAAAAUGUGGACGUCCGAGGAUGGAUUUCGAUCUUUGAUUUUUUGCAGGCAUACUACCCGGAGAGGUUAGGGAGACUCUUCAUUAUCCAUGUGCCAAAAGUAUUUUGGGGAGCAUGGAAGCUCGUGUAUCCUUUCAUCGAUAAAGUCACGAGGGAAAAGAUUGCCUUUGUAGAAGACAAGCAACUCGAGAGCAGAUUGCGAGAUGAGAUCGAGCAAGACCAGAUCCCUGAUAUUUAUGGUGGUGCUCUAGCCCUGGUGCCCAUUCAAAAAGUAGCUGGUGCUCAUCAACCGCCGAAAGCAGCAGACCAUGUGCAAACUUCCUGAAAAGCCACCCAUCUGUUUGCUUACUGCGGUCAGAUAUUCUUUCUAUCUCUACAAUUUGUUUUGGAAGCGCAGUUGCAGGCUGUGGUUGUCGUGAACACGACAGAGGUUUCAGAGGGCCUUUUAUUGCUAUUUGGAUUCAAAGCAUUGGGAGGUGGCUGCGAUGCUGUCUGUACUGUUUCAAGCAAUGUAGGGAUCCCUGCUGUAUUCAUCUAAUGAUAAAUGAUUCACAUCAUUGUUCGAUACCGACAAGACCUAUUUUUUAACAA